UUUGGGUUUUGUUUUUACUGUUUUGAGAAAAGGAGAUGAGAUUUCAGGAAAUGUGUUUAAGCAACUCAGAAAAAACUGUAAUAUAAAACUGAAUGAACAGAUCUUGCUAUGGUUUACUAGUGUCCCCUACUGGAAAUAGUUUGAUGUUUAUUUUGACUCUGGGUUUAGGACCCAGCAGUGUUUUCUCACCGGUCCAGAUCAACUUGGGCACAACUUGGAGCAGCAGACAGAGAACUAUCGCCUGGUCUGUCUGCAUGGUCAGUGUGAAUUUGGGCAUGAUCUCAGGAGAAGAAACAACAACUACACGAUUUGCUCUCUGAAUCAGCUUUGCUCGGGGUUUACUGCUGUCUGAAAUAGACCGUGGAGCCAUGGAUCCAGACAGACAGAAGCGCAAAGAAGACAUAGAGAGAGCAUUAGGAUUUAUUCAGUCAUCAUUGCCCUUUCCUGAUCCUGAUGCCUAUGAGGGAUUUUUGACUCAGUUGGUGUGCAAUUUACUGGAUGAGGGUAACACAGUUUUUCGCGAUGGAGAUUGGAAACAGGCGGCCACACAUUACAGUGAAGGUGUGAAUGUAGCACGCUAUGCUCAGUCUGAAGCACUGGCGAUUCCUCCAGAACUGCUGGAAAGUCUCUAUGUUAACAGAGCAGCGGCCUUCUAUAACCUUAGGGAGUAUGAACGGGGUGUGCAGGAUUGUGACAGUGCACUCUGUGUGUCAGAGGGCAGCCGGAGAGCACUUUAUAGAAAGGCACUGUGCCUGAGAGAGCUGGGCCGAUUGAGGGAGGCUUAUGAAUGUGGAACUGGGUGCCUACUCGCUGCCCCUCAGGACAUACAAGUCAGUGAACUGGCUAAGGACCUCGCCAAUAAACUAGGCCUGAAAAUCCGCAAAGCCUAUGUUAGCCCUCAGGUUGAAUCUACAUCUGGGCCUGCCAGUAAUGGAGAAACUGCUCCCUCCACAGGGGAGAACUCCACAAAUGGUCUUGAGACGUUGACAGAUAUUGAUUCAGAUUUGUCAAAUGCUCAAUGCAUCCCAGCACCUUUGGCCACCCCAAUCCCGGUCAGUGACGACCUCCCCAUGCCUGCGCUGAGCCCCGUAGUGCAACAGGAUACCCCAGAGAGUCCUAGCCAGGGGCCCACAGGAAGAGUUCAGUAUUCUGUUCCUGUGUCUGAGGAUGUGGGUGAAUGCAUGAAAAACACAGAUCUGGACAGCCUGCUGGAAAAAGGAGCCGAGGAAAGUGUGAACCCUGUUCAGGGUGCCAUUCCAACUAACCUUCCAAACACAGCUGUAGGAUUAUGUCCUCCUUACUCUUCUGGUCUCCCAGCGUCUUCAUCUCCGCUCACUUCCCCUUAUUUUGGCUCUGCCGUCAGCUCCUUGACUCAGAUGGACUCUUUCUCAGCACUUGCCCAGAGUGAGAGCUCCUCACAAGCCAUGGAAUCUCUCCACUCUUUCACGUCAGACGGUCCUGGAAGAGCCAGGGCUGAAUCACUGGGAACACAAGGAAUUGACUCGCUGUCUGAGUAUACGUUACCAGGAGGAAGAGCAUCCACCAGUUUUAUUCCUGGAUUACGGAACCACGGUGCCAUUCACUCAAAUGGCUCUGCUGCCACCAACCUUUCCCUGUUGUCCCAGAAUCCUCUGGCUGCCACUCAUGAGUUUAGACAAGCUUGCCAUGCCUGCUACAGUCGAAUAGGUCCUCGGGUCAUGGAUUAUAAGUACCAGCCUGAGGCAGCUCAUCGCUGUAAGAGAGAUGUUUUGCUCUGUCGACUCAAAUCAUCUGAAGACGCGUCUUGGAAGAGGAUACGACCUCGUCCUGCCCGCAAUAACUUCCUAGGAGCAUUUGUUCUCUGCAAAGAGGUGCAAGAGCGUCAGGAGUGCCAGUAUGGGGAAAACUGCACCUUUGCCUAUUGUCAGGAAGAAAUAGACGUGUGGACCCAGGAAAGGAAAGGCGCUCUAAGUCGAGAGCUACUGUUCGACCCCCUGGGCACAAAUGAAAGACGGGCACUUAGUGUCACUCGCCUCCUGCAGAUUCAUAUGGGCAUGUUUAUGUUCCUCUGUGAGGAAUGUUUCGACAGUAAGCCUCGUAUAAUAAGCAAGCGCAGCAAGGAGAAUCUAGGUGUCUGCUCCAACCUAACUGCAAAGCAUCCUUUUGAUGAUAACAAGUGCCUGGUGCACGUGGUGCGAUCAGCCAACGUGCGCUAUAGUAAGAUCCGUCCACUGCACCCGCUGUGCCAGUUUGACGUAUGCCGACACGAGGUGCGCUAUGGUUGCCAAAGAGAAGACAGCUGCUCCUUCGCUCACUCAGUCAUUGAGCUGAAGUGCUGGGUGCUGCAACAGGACACUGGCAUCACCCAUGAGGAGAUGGUGCAGGAAUCUAAGAGACACUGGCAAAGGCUGGAGCAGAAUGCACACAGACAGAAGCCCAUGCACAUGCCUCAUCAGACCAGCUUCAGUAAUGCAUUUAACAGAGAGGUGGUUGGGACUGGAGGAGGAGUUGGAGGGGGAGGCGACAACAUUGGGGGUGGCGGCACCUGUGGCCGAGGCAGGGGACUUAACCUCAAGAUGAAAUUUGUGUGUGGCCAGUGCUGGAGAGAGGGCCAAGUCAACGAGCCAGACAAGGCACUGAAAUACUGCACUGCCAAAGCCAAACAUAGCUGGACUAAAGAGCGCCGAGUGCUGUUGGUAAAAUCAUUUGAAAAGAAGAGGUGGGUAGUUGUACGACCACUACCAUUCUCUCGGACCUACCCCCAGCAGUAUGAUAUGUGUGUUCAUGUGAUGAAGCAGAAGAAAUGUCACUACAUCGGGAACUGCUCUUUUGCACACAGUUUGGAAGAAAGAGAUGUGUGGACCUACAUGAAGAACAACAGUUUGAGAGACAUGCAGCAAAUGUAUGAUUUGUGGCUGUCACUGACCAAUCAGACUCGUCGAACAGAUGGCACGCUGAUGACUCCACCAUCAGAAGAAAAACAAACAGCCAUGCCAGCAGACUAUACUGAGUCAGUGGCGGGGCGGCAGCUCUCAGGAAAUGGGGAUCUGUAAUCCUGGCAGAAACAUCGAGUAGCAGGCCAUGCGGCUGCCUGCCAAGGCUUCCUGUGAUGAGAACCAGACAUGUUCCAGACGUCAGUUUGUAUUCUCCAUUCCCUUCAGUGCAAGCGCUAUGAAGACGGCCUGAGCAUAAACCUAACAUGGUGAAUGUGACCGCAUACACACAUACUUUUCCAUGCCCAACUGCAUUGAUUUAGUAGCUGAAUGUUUUGUAUGGAUCUCAAAAGAUUUCAUUAGGAUGCGCAAUGUGAGAUGAGCAGAAAAUUAAGAUGCUCUUUGCAUUUUACUUCCUGCACCCAUGUGUGUGGUCGUUCACUCUGUAUUUCCGCCAUAUUGGUGGAAGAAACUGAAUGUAUUGCCAGCAGUCCAAAUGAUUCAAAUGUAGAAUUUAAUAAACAUGACAUGGCAAACAGUUAAAUAACUUGACAUUAUUCUCCUGCCUGUUUGGAUUUUAAAAAGAGCUAACAUGUAGGUUUGAUGCCUCCAUUUGCCAGUCUUGCGUGCCCAUGCUUGUGUUGACAUUCAGUAACUAUGUUGCACUGUGUGAGCUGUGACUGGGGCUGCAUUUUGUAAUCAGGCAAUGGAAAGUUAUUUGCACAAACUGAAUAUAAUGAUAAUCUGCUCCUUCAGUCCAGAAGCUGGCAAACUAAAUUUAAGCAAAAAUUAAACUGUAAUUUUAUUAGAAAACAAAUGUGAUUGUUCAGAAUGAAGAAUUUUAUAAGCAUGUGUGAUUGGAAUUAGACUUAUUUGAGAACCACCAGGGUUUUAAAAGGUUUAGAUAAAAAAAAUAUUCCUAAAUUCGUUAUAGUUAAAGCCCUGUACAAGAUUAUUACAAGAUAUUUUACACUAGCUUACAUCUACCUGUCCAGGCACGGAAAACUAAUUUCUAGAAAUAUAGGCAAAUAAGCUAUUUAUGGUCUGCCUAGCAUAAUUAUAUUCCCUCCAAAAUAUAUAUUCUCAUUACAUACCUUGCUACUCUAGUAAGCCUUGUCCAUACGUAUGGUGGACAUACAUAUAAUAUAUCACUAAUGAUUAUUGAUAACUUAGCAGUUAAGCUUAAAUAAAUAUAGCCUGACCUUGUAUUGAUUAUAUAGAACCUGUUGUUAUUAUAACUAUGCUAUAUGGCUAUUGCUGAUUAGAUGACUAGUGAUUUUUUUUUUUUUCUUGCUUUUGUGAGGGUCAUUCCAGAAAUGUUGCUUUUCUGAGCUUGCACUUGUCAACACAAAGAAAGUAGUAAUUGUAAAUCAAGGGCAAAGCACAUUAACACCUAAUACAUAAUGUGAAUGUAGAAAUAUAAAAUGGCACGUUAUCUAGAAGUGGACGUUAGGAAAGUAAUUAUUAAAAGCUCAUUCUUGGCUGCAUUAAGCUAAAAUCAACUUUCUGGAAUGACCUUGAUGUAUGCUUUAGUGAGGGAUUGUAUUAUUAUUACUACUACUACUACUACUACUACUAUUAUAAUAAUGAUUACUAUUAUGCCUAUUUCUAUCCUGCUAUAUUCUAUUGAUAUACGUAUAUGUUAAUUGAAAUGUAUAACUCUUUCUUUAAGUAUAUGUAUUCUUGUAUGAACAUAAACUUUAACAGUAAAUAGUCUAUGUAUGCUGAGAGACUUCUCCAUUUAGGAAGAUGAUACAUGUGCUUGAGGUUAAGAAUAAAUUUUAGUUUGCUCUUAAGCCCAAACCAAGUCUUUCAGUUACAGUAUAGAAUAUUGCUGGAUGUUGGAUAGAAUUGCUCAGUCCAUGUUGUCUUAUUAAAGGUCCUGAUAGUCUUUUGUUUGAAUGUUAAUGUAACAGUUUGACAUUGCAAGGCAAUGUGGAGAAAUACUGAUACUUUACUAUUAUGAAUAUAUUUUUCUUUCUCAGCUUUCUGUGAAUUUCCAAUGAAAUCCUCAAGCACAUGUAUUGUCAGUUGUAUUGUGAUAUACUAAGCAUACAUAUAUUUCUUUGUUUGCAUAGCGCAUUAUACAAUAUAAACAUAUAUACAAUUAUAAAUAUCCUUAACUUGUAUAAUCUUUCUCUUGUACUAUAUGAUAAUUAAAUACAUACUUAGACAACUUAAAUAAGAAAAUAGAUGCAAGGUGAUGGAUGGGUUUUGAUUUGUUCUGUUGUCUGUUGGCUAAAUUUUGAGGCUGAUAUGGUUGCUCGUGCAUGUAACUUCAUUGUCUUGAAUGUUGACGAGUAAGAGUCUUUUUGGUUUUGAUACCAGUUUCCACUUUUGGUGACAGGUAGACAGUCAGAUAAAGGAUGAGUAAUCUGAUAGAAAAUGAGGACAGAGUGAUUCAGUUCAUAGAUACUUAAUUAUAUGAAAUCAUAGUGUGUGCAAACAGCCAUAUCAAAUGGUCAAAAUCUUUGCCUGAUGGAUGUUCAGUGGUAUACAAAGUGGAUAAUUAACUCAAAACACCUGUCAAGUUGAGCUUUCCUUUAAAGUGUGAAUCUGCAACAUUCAGGCUUUUUUUACUUAAACCUUUUUGCCCAAGUAGCUUAAACAAACAAGUAAGAAAAUGCACAUGGUUGAAUAACCUUUGUGUUUCAUACUUUAUAAACUCGUGGUCUAUUUUAAAUCACAGACAGUGAUGCAUUGAUCUGGGCAUGAAAUUCCAUCUUUACAUCAAAAUGACAAUGUCUUUAACAGAAUUAUGGGUGAUGUUUGUUCUCUGUCAAGAUCAGUUACUUUUCACCUGUUGAAAAUAACUAAUACACAUCGGGGUUUUGAACAAAAAAGAAACAAUGCCUCUUUUGUACUGUAUUUUUUACAUUUUUUUGUUUUGUUUCCCCUCUUUUCUCAAGUAAAAUUGAAUAUUGAUCACAUUGGACCAAAUCUCAUGAGUGUUUAACAAUAAACAGACUGUUUUGGAA
Messenger RNA from Trichomycterus rosablanca, 5890 nucleotides. RefSeq names its product zinc finger CCCH-type containing 7Bb (gene zc3h7bb). The transcript is spliced from 22 exons. The record is from RefSeq and is a predicted model, not a curated record. Gene Ontology annotation, molecular function: miRNA binding; metal ion binding; protein binding. Gene Ontology annotation, biological process: miRNA processing. NCBI's taxonomy places the organism in Eukaryota, Metazoa, Chordata, Actinopteri, Siluriformes, Trichomycteridae. Bases 369 to 3032 code for a protein of 887 amino acids.